Molecule: messenger RNA, 2820 nt
Organism: Protopterus annectens (West African lungfish)
Lineage: Eukaryota; Metazoa; Chordata; Ceratodontiformes; Protopteridae
Product: fibroblast growth factor receptor 1
Exons: 14
Coding region: 30-2018 (662 amino acids)
Biological process (GO): protein phosphorylation; positive regulation of cell population proliferation; positive regulation of cell differentiation
Cellular component (GO): membrane; signaling receptor complex
Molecular function (GO): fibroblast growth factor binding; ATP binding; fibroblast growth factor receptor activity
Source: RefSeq, a predicted model, not a curated record
UUCCUCCCUAUUGGGAGCAUCCUGAGAAGAUGGAGAAGAAGUUGCAUGCAGUUCCAGCUGCAAAGACUGUCAAAUUUCGAUGUCCUGCUGAUGGAAAUCCAAAGCCAACUCUUCGCUGGUUGAAAAAUGGGAAGGAAUUUAAGCCAGACCACCGAAUUGGUGGGUAUAAGGUGCGAUCUCAGACAUGGAGUAUCAUUAUGGAUUCAGUGGUACCAUCAGAUAAGGGCAAUUACACUUGUGUGGUGGAGAACCCAUAUGGCAGUAUCAGUCAUACCUACCAGCUGGAUGUUGUGGAGAGGUCUCCCCAUCGUCCUAUUUUGCAAGCAGGGCUUCCUGCCAACCAGACGGCAGUUGUGGGCAGCAAUGUGCAGUUCGUAUGCAAGGUUUACAGUGACCCACAACCUCAUAUCCAAUGGCUCAAGGACACAGAAGUGAACGGAAGUAGAUAUGAUGCUGAUGGGCAGCCUUUUGUGAAAGUUGUCAAGACUGCUGGAGUUAACACUACGGACAAAGAAAUGGAAGUCCUCCACUUGCAGAAUGUUACUUUAGAGGAUGCUGGGGAGUACACGUGCUUGGCUGGUAACUCUAUCGGGAUCUCCUAUCAUUCUGCUUGGUUGACUGUUGUCCCAGAUAACCGAGAGAAGCCCAGCGUUGUGCCUUCACCUAUCUUCCUGGAGAUUAUUAUUUACUGCACAGGAGCCUUCCUUAUCUCUUGCAUGGUCAUCACUGUUGUCAUCUUCAAGAUGAAGAGCACCACCAAGAAACCUGACUUCAGCAGCCAGCUGGCUGUCCACAAACUGUCUAAGAAUUUCCCAAUGCACCGACAGGUAACAGUAUCGGCUGAGUCCAGCUCUUCUAUGAAGUCUGGUGUCCUGCUUGUACGACCCUCUCGGCUGUCCUCCAGUGGCACCCCAAUUCUGACUGGGGUAUCAGAGUAUGAAUUAUCAGAAGAUCCACAGUGGGAAUUUCCAAGGAACAAGCUGAUCUUGGGCAAACCACUUGGUGAGGGUUGUUUUGGUCAGGUUGUGAUGGCAGAAGCUAUUGGCCUUGAUAAAGACAAGCCAAACAGAGUGACAAAAGUGGCUGUGAAGAUGUUAAAACCUGAUGCUACGGACAAAGAUCUGUCUGACCUGAUUUCUGAGAUGAUGAUGAUGAAAAUGAUUGGGAAGCAUAAAAACAUUAUCAACUUGCUUGGGGCUUGCACACAGGAUGGUCCCUUAUAUGUGAUUGUGGAGUAUGCAGCUAAAGGCAACUUGCGGGAGUUCCUGCGUGCCCGGCGGCCCCCUGGGAUGGAGUAUUGCUACAAUCCUGGGCACAUUCCUGAUGAGCAGCUGUCAUUCAAGGACUUGGUAUCCUUUGCCUACCAAGUAGCCAGAGGAAUGGAGUACCUUGCCUCAAAGAAGUGUAUCCAUCGAGAUCUGGCUGCUAGAAAUGUCUUAGUAACUGAAGACAAUGUGAUGAAAAUAGCUGAUUUUGGUCUGGCACGUGAUAUACACCAGAUUGAUUACUACAAAAAAACAACAAAUGGAAGACUACCAGUGAAGUGGAUGGCCCCAGAAGCACUGUUUGAUAGAAUAUAUACUCAUCAAAGCGAUGUGUGGUCCUUUGGGGUGUUGCUUUGGGAGAUCUUCACACUUGGUGGCUCUCCCUACCCUGGCGUUCCAGUGGAAGAGCUGUUUAAACUCCUGAAGGAGGGUCAUCGUAUGGAAAAACCAAGUGGCUGUACAAAUGAACUAUAUAUGAUGAUAAGAGAUUGUUGGCAUGCUGUUCCAUCCCAGAGGCCCACCUUCAAGCAGUUAGUAGAAGACCUUGACAGAAUUCUUGCCUUAACCUCUAAUCAGGAAUAUUUGGAUUUGUCUGUGCAGCUUGAUCAGUACUCAUCCAGUUUACCAGAUACUCGCAGUUCCACAUGCUCUUCGGGUGAGGACUCUGUUUUCUCCCAUGAGCCUCUUCCAGAUGAACCUUGUCUUCCCAAGUACCCACCACAUCAUGCCAUUGGAGGUUUUAAGAAACGCUGACAUAGUCUUUACCUUCUACCACUUUUCUGUUUGUGACCAUCUGUUGAUAUCCUAGGGCUUGUACGAGUGAAUGGGGAAGAACAGUCCUGUCCUGAUGGAGAUCAGAAACAGUUUAGUCCUACCACAAAGCAUUGGGACAGUACUACUGCCUGUCUUGUGUCAUCCAGAAUCAACUACACAGCAUGCCAGCACUCCAGGCAUUAAUUUUUAAAUGUUGCUUUGAGAUGAAUCGCCAACCAGUCUUGUGACCAGAGCAGCACAAGAGGAAAAAGAUGAGUACAAUGCGACUGCUUCAGGAAUGAUGCCGAAUGAAUGGUAUCUUUGAAAAAAGGAAAAACACUGGGACCAGAAAAAUGGCUGAACUCUGCCCACUAAAACUUUAAAAUGAAGGCCUCUGAUUCAGUGUACUCAGAAGAGUAAACUUUGGGACCAGAAAAAAAGUCCUGCUGGAAUUGUUAGCUUUUUCUAUAAACUGUUGAGGUUAAGUAUAUUUGUCAGAUGUGUUCAGAUUUGUUGAAAGCCAGCUGUUUCACUGACCAGUUGCAACAUGCCCUUAAAUGGCCUGAAACGUGAUGUUUUACUAUGUUAAAAGAUUUAUUUUAAGCACGGAAUAGAUAAAGCAGACAGAUUUUAUCAGUGCUGAAAACAUGUAUAUAAAGCUAGACAUUGUAUAAAUAUGAAAUAUAUAUUUACAUGUUUUUAUAUGGUUGUUCCAGUUAUUUUUGGACAGUACUAAUGACUGGUUGUUAACUUGUUGGGGAAAAUAUUUUGAUAUUUUUGUGCUGAUUAAAUUUUACCCGUA